AUGUUCCGUCUUUCGCCUCUUGGGCUGAAGCUGUUGCCCAAUGAAUUGGCGCCCAUGAGAAGAGGAUGUUGGAGCAACAAAGACUAUUCCACGCAAACGCGUGCCAGCACCUGGCAACUCGUGUCGAUGAGUUUUGAGUCGAUGUCUGUCAUUCAAAUCAUCACGACUCGCAUAACAAGGCUCUCGGCCCAGGUUUCGUCGAAGCACCUUGCCAAUACGGCUCGUAGGCAACUGCCCAGCGGGCCAAAAAAAAAACAGCGUCAUCUACACGAAGCAAGACAGUACCCAGUUGUGAUUGAGUACUCCAUGCCUUCUUUAUACAUCCAAUCAAGGCAGGUCGACAUCUGCGAAGCACUCAUGGUCAUUCAUGAUUGGGUGAGCAUCACCGGCAAGGGGUCUCGGUCUCGCACCACCGAGGACGACGAGGUGAGCGAACAGUCGACGUGA
This is a messenger RNA of Cordyceps militaris CM01, 447 nucleotides long. RefSeq lists its product as uncharacterized. Bases 1 to 447 code for a protein of 148 amino acids. Lineage: Eukaryota; Fungi; Ascomycota; Sordariomycetes; Hypocreales; Cordycipitaceae. The record is from RefSeq and is a predicted model, not a curated record. The transcript is spliced from 6 exons.